Messenger RNA from Lodderomyces parapsilosis, 7179 nucleotides. RefSeq lists its product as uncharacterized. Gene Ontology annotation, cellular component: fungal-type cell wall. Gene Ontology annotation, biological process: cell adhesion. The record is from RefSeq and is a predicted model, not a curated record. NCBI's taxonomy places the organism in Eukaryota, Fungi, Ascomycota, Pichiomycetes, Serinales, Debaryomycetaceae. The transcript has a single exon. The coding region runs from base 1 to 7179 and encodes 2392 amino acids.
AUGACGCGAAUGCACAUAUGGGCUCAGUUGUUGAUAUUGCUAUAUUCCCUAACACUAACAACAGCCGCGCAAGUAUCGGGAAUUUUCACCAGUUUCAACUCGCUUACUUGGAAAUCCGCAAGCAAUUACAGGAAUGCCGCACCAAACUACCCUACAUGGACGGCUGUUUUGGGGUGGUCUUUAGAUGGAGCCAAGGUGAAUCCGGGGGAUACUUUUACAUUGACAAUGCCCUGUGUUUUCAAAUUCAUUACGACACAAACUUCAGUUGAUUUGAGCGCCGAUGGAGUUUCAUACGCCACAUGUCAAUUGAAUCCAGGUGAGAUCCUCGUGACAUAUUCGACAUUAACAUGUACCGUCAAUUCUGCACUCAGAUCAAAUAUGGAAGCAACAGGAACAUUGUCACUUCCUUUGUCAUUCAAUGUUGGUGGAUCCGGAGGUAAUGCUGAUGUAGCUGAUGCAUCAUGCUUCAAAGUUGGGCAAAACACAGUUACGUUUACAGAUGGAUCGAAUUCGAUCUCCACGACUGCUAAUUUUAAACAAGGUGAUUACCAGUUAGGAACUUAUGAUAAAUUCAUAAAUUACAGACUUAUACCCUCAUUGAAUGAGGCCCAGCAUUAUAUGGUCAGUGGACCUUGUGCUAAAGGGUACGUUUCGGGAACCAUUGGGCUUGCAACAUCUGAUAGUGGACUGAUUGAUUGUUCCAAUUGGCAUGUUGGUUACUCCAAUGAUUUCAAUGAAUGGGCGUUUCCAAAAAGUUUUUCUUCGGAUUAUACUGUUACAAGUCUGUGUCUGAGUUCGCAAUUACUUGUCAGUUUUAAAAACGUUCCCGCUGGUUACAGACCAUUUAUUGAUGCAUUGUUUCGAGUUCCUAAUGGUGCAGGAGUUAAAGUCACCUAUAUCAAUACAGCGUCGUGUGUUGCGGAUACUAAGCAACAAAACUGGGGUGAAGAAGGAUACGGGUGGGGAUCGUAUCAAAAUGGCGAGGCGGGCGCCAACGGGAUUAUUGUUGUACUCACGACUUCAACAAUUCUUGGAUCCACCACAGGAAUAACUACAUUACCGUUCUCGUCAGGUGUGGAUAAAACCAAGACAAUCGAAAUUAUACAACCAAUUCCCACAACAACCGUAACCACUUCUCACUACGGGGUCUCAACAUCAUUGAUUACUUUUACCAAUUCUAUUGGAGGUACAGCCACUGUCAUUGUAGAUAAGCCAUACCACUCGACAACAACCUUGACAACAUUUUGGACGGGAACUAGAACCGCCACUUCCACUAUCACAAAUCCCACAAGUGCCAUGGAUACAGUCAUAGUCAAUGUUCCCAAGAAUCCAACAGUUACCACCACCGCAUUUUGGACUGGAUCGAUUGUGUCAACAACAACAAAGACAAACGGGUUUGGUGGCACUGAUACUGUCAUUGUUGAAUAUCCAUCAAAUCCAACAGUCACUACCUCAGUUUUUUGGACCGGAACAGGUGUCUCAACGACAACAAAAACAAAUGUCGCAGGUGGGACCAAUACAGUCAUUGUUGAGUAUCCAACCAAUCCUACUGUUACGAGAACCACAUUUUGGACGGGAUCAUCUCUAACUACAGUUACAGCUACAAACCAGCCAGGCGGAACUGAUUCCGUCAUUGUUGAGUACCCAUCCAAUCCUACUACCACACUCACGACUUUCUGGACCGGAAGUGAGACUACUACAGUUACAGCUACAAACCAGCCAGGCGGAACCGAUUCCGUCAUCGUUGAAUACCCAUCAAAUCCUACUACCACACUCACGACUUUCUGGACUGGCAGUGAGACUACUACAGUUACAGCUACAAACCAGCCAGGCGGAACCGAUUCCGUCAUUGUUGAGUACCCAUCCAAUCCUACUACCACACUCACGACUUUCUGGACCGGAAGUGAGACUACUACAGUUACAGCUACAAACCAGCCAGGCGGAACCGAUUCCGUCAUUGUUGAGUACCCAUCCAAUCCUACUACCACACUCACGACUUUCUGGACCGGAAGUGAGACUACUACAGUUACAGCUACAAACCAGCCAGGCGGAACCGAUUCCGUCAUUGUUGAGUACCCAUCCAAUCCUACUACCACACUCACGACUUUCUGGACUGGCAGUGAGACUACUACAGUUACAGCUACAAACCAGCCAGGCGGAACCGAUUCCGUCAUUGUUGAGUACCCAUCCAAUCCUACUACCACACUCACGACUUUCUGGACCGGAAGUGAGACUACUACAGUUACAGCUACAAACCAGCCAGGCGGAACCGAUUCCGUCAUUGUUGAGUACCCAUCCAAUCCUACUACAACGGUGACUCAAUUCUGGACUGGCAGUGAAACGACCACUGUAACUGCAGCCAACCAGCCAGGCGGAACCGAUUCUGUCAUUGUUGAGUACCCAUCCAAUCCUACUACCACACUCACGACUUUCUGGACUGGCAGUGAGACUACUACAGUUACAGCUACAAACCAGCCAGGCGGAACCGAUUCCGUCAUUGUUGAGUACCCAUCCAAUCCUACUACCACACUCACGACUUUCUGGACCGGAAGUGAGACUACUACAGUUACAGCUACAAACCAGCCAGGCGGAACCGAUUCCGUCAUUGUUGAGUACCCAUCCAAUCCUACUACCACACUCACGACUUUCUGGACCGGAAGUGAGACUACUACAGUUACAGCUACAAACCAGCCAGGCGGAACUGAUUCCGUCAUUGUUGAGUACCCAUCCAAUCCUACUACCACACUCACGACUUUCUGGACCGGAAGUGAGACUACUACAGUUACAGCUACAAACCAGCCAGGCGGAACUGAUUCCGUCAUUGUUGAGUACCCAUCCAAUCCUACUACCACACUCACGACUUUCUGGACCGGAAGUGAGACUACUACAGUUACAGCUACAAACCAGCCAGGCGGAACCGAUUCCGUCAUUGUUGAGUACCCAUCCAAUCCUACUACAACGGUGACUCAAUUCUGGACUGGCAGUGAAACGACCACUGUAACUGCAGCCAACCAGCCAGGCGGAACCGAUUCUGUCAUUGUUGAGUACCCAUCCAAUCCUACUACCACACUCACGACUUUCUGGACCGGAAGUGAGACUACUACAGUUACAGCUACAAACCAGCCAGGCGGAACCGAUUCCGUCAUUGUUGAGUACCCAUCAAAUCCUACGGUCACGACAACUAUAUUUUGGACGGGAAGUGACACAACUGUUUCAAGAGUGUUCAAUCUGCCAGGAGGAACCGAUCUGAUUGAAGUACUCUAUCCUUCAAAUCCUACUGUCACUACGACAGAGUUUUGGACUGGUGAUGAGAAAACCACAUCAACAGAGACUCAUUCGCCAGGGGGAACCGAUAUCGUUCAUGUAUUUGAUACAGAAAAUCCAACGGUUACUACUACAAAGUUCUGGACAGGAAGCUUCCCAUCAACAACCACACAAACCAAUGCACCGGGUGGAACUGACACAGUCGAAAUAUUUGAUACAGCCAAUCCAACUGUCGUUGUUACUACGUUCUGGACUGGGGAAGGUGUGACAACAACAACAGAAACGAACGAGCCAGGUAAAACGGAUACCAUUUACAUAUACGAGCCACAUAACCCAACAGUCACAACUACGGAGUUCUGGAUUGGCACUGAUGCUACAACUUCAACCGAAAUAAAUGGACCGGGAAGUACUGAUGUUGUACACGUCUUAGAUCCUUUCAACCCAACAAUCACCACCACUGAGUUCUGGACAGGAUCAGAGCCAACCACAUCUACUGAGACGUUUGGACCAGGAAGUACUGAUGUUGUACAUGUCUUAGAUCCAGCUAACCCUACAAUCACCACCACUGAGUUCUGGACAGGAUCAGAGCCAACCACAUCCACUGAGACGUUUGGACCAGGAAGUACUGAUGUUGUACACGUCUUAGAUCCGGCUAACCCUACAAUCACCACCACUGAGUUCUGGACAGGAUCAGAGCCAACCACAUCCACUGAGACGUUUGGACCAGGAAGUACUGAUGUUGUACACGUCUUAGAUCCGGCUAAUCCGACUGUGACUACAACUGAGUUCUGGACAGGAUCAGAGCCAACCACAUCUACUGAGACGUUUGGACCAGGAAGUACUGAUGUUGUACACGUCUUAGAUCCGGCUAAUCCGACUGUGACUACAACUGAGUUCUGGACAGGAUCAGAGCCAACCACAUCUACUGAGACGUUUGGACCAGGAAGUACUGAUGUUGUACACGUCUUAGAUCCGGCUAAUCCGACUGUGACUACAACUGAGUUCUGGACAGGAUCAGAGCCAAUCACAUCUACUGAGACGUUUGGACCAGGAAGUACUGAUGUUGUACAUGUCUUAGAUCCAGCUAACCCAACAAUCACCACCACUGAGUUCUGGACAGGAUCAGAGCCAACCACAUCUACUGAGACGUUUGGACCAGGAAGUACUGAUGUUGUACACGUCUUAGAUCCAGCUAACCCUACAAUCACCACCACUGAGUUCUGGACAGGAUCAGAGCCAACCACAUCCACUGAGACGUUUGGACCAGGAAGUACUGAUGUUGUACACGUCUUAGAUCCGGCUAACCCAACAAUCACCACCACUGAGUUCUGGACAGGAUCAGAGCCAACCACAUCUACUGAGACGUUUGGACCAGGAAGUACUGAUGUUGUACACGUCUUAGAUCCAGCUAACCCAACAAUCACCACCACUGAGUUCUGGACAGGAUCAGAGCCAACCACAUCUACUGAGACGUUUGGACCAGGAAGUACUGAUGUUGUACACGUCUUAGAUCCGGCUAAUCCGACUGUGACUACAACUGAGUUCUGGACAGGAUCAGAGCCAACCACAUCUACUGAGACGUUUGGACCAGGAAGUACUGAUGUUGUACACGUCUUAGAUCCAGCUAACCCAACAAUCACCACCACUGAGUUCUGGACAGGAUCAGAGCCAACCACAUCUACUGAGACGUUUGGACCAGGAAGUACUGAUGUUGUACACGUCUUAGAUCCGGCUAAUCCGACUGUGACUACAACUAAAUUUUGGACGAUGUCUUAUGCAACUACGUCGACAAUUACUAAUGAGCCAGGACAAACAGACUACGUCGUAAUUCUUGACCCAAAUAAUCCAACUACCACUGUGACAGAGACUUGGACAGGAAGUUACACUACUACGUUGACAAGCUACAAUUCACCCGGAGGAACAGACACCGUGAUUGUCGAAGUCCCAUCCUCAACCUCAAGCACAUUCAUUGUAACUGAUCCCUCCAUCUCAUCAACAAGUUUGAGCACGGCAGAAACUAAAUCCAGUGAAGUUGAUCAAUCAUCAACCCAAUCCGAGGAGAGCGAGCCUUCAAGUUUGGGUACAUCUUCAAUUGAGUCGGAAACUUCCUUCUCAGAGAUCUCGUCCACUAUGGAUCCACUGAGUUAUGCAAGUUCAAUCGACUCCGAAUCAACUACAAUGGAGUUGCUGUCUGAAGCUUCUAGUCAUGCGCCAAGCUAUUCAUCUGAGUCUUCUACAUCUGGUGCUGAAAGCGAGUCCGCUCCACAAUCAUCCAAUGAAUCAACAGACUCAUCAGCGAAAGGAUCCACUGAUUUUUCAUCAAUAUCGAGUGAGCCACAAGAAUCUGAAUCCACUACAGAUACCUGGUCAAAUGGAGAGCAAUCAUCUACAGCGCAAAGCUCGUUGAGUGAGCUGGAGUCCAGCUCUUUCACUAGCGACACAAGCAAUGUCACUUCUAUCGAAAGUACUGAUGAUGACUACAGCUCAACUGUUGCUGGUGAACCAGGCUCUACAUCUCACGAUUUCAGCUCAAUGGUAAGCGACAGCAGUGAUGCAUCAUCAAGGUCCUAUACAUCAAGUGACAGUCAAAAUAGUUCACUGGAGUCAUCGUCUAGUGUAUUAGAUGUAUCAUCCACCGAUGAGCUGUCUGGCAACGAAUCAUCUAUGACUGUUUCCGAAGUAUCUUCCACAAAGGUGUCAAACAGUAUUGAUGACACGCCAUCAAGUGAAACUAGCACAUCGGAACCCUCUUCAAGUUCAGAUGCCAGUGCUAUAACGUCUUUCUCAACUUUGCAAUUGUCAUCCACUGUUUCCAGCUUCAUUUCGAGCCAAAGAUCUACUCAUGCGUCGUAUGGAAACUCGAGUAUUGAUACUACAACCGAUUCGUUUUCCGAACCGGCUCCACAGAGCUCUUCUAUCCCCGCGGAGAGUACCAUCGUUGGUAUGUCAACAGAUGCUACAAGUGCCACCAGUGAGCAUUUCACCACCACUACCAACACAUCUGAUCAAGGAGCUUUAACCUCCAAGAUGAAUAGUGAAACAAUCUCAUCUGACGCCUCAAGCGGUAACCUUGGUUCUCAGUCAGGAAUCAAUACAAAUGUGCAGCCAGACUCGAAUGUGGAAACCAAGCUGGUCACAUCUACCACAAGUAGCGCAGCUGUUAGCGUAAAAUCAAUAACAGAGCCUACAGGAAGUGAUCGGGCUCUCUCUAGCUUGGGAUCUCUUUCAGUGGAUACAUUACCUUCGAGUACACCUGGAGCUAAAAACACUGAUACCAAAAGCAACACCAACAGCAACACCAACAGCAACACCAACAGCAACACCAACAUUUCAUCCUCGAGCUCAACGCCAAACGAAGCAAGCACCAGCACCAGUCAACAAAAUGUUUCGAAUGAGCCAGAUGUGGAUGCAACGAGGAAUCCAACAAUAAGUCUCCCUAUAAGCUCAGCAGGUGAAACACCUACUCAUCAAACUACUUCUUCGCCAAACUCAAAUGGACAAUCGAUCUCAGAACCUAAGUCGACAACACCAGUUGGUGUUGUAUCCCCUCCUACUGGUGCCAAUACCGCUGUUACUUCUCAAUCUUUAAGUGGACCUGAUGCGGCGUCAAACACAGAAUCAAAAGCAUCGUCGGCCGAGCAAUCGUCAUCCAUAGAAAGGUCGGAACUGCCACAGCGCACCCACUCGUCCGCCGAAACUCUAGAUCAAUCACCCUCACCUACAGCCAAGCCUACUAGCUCAUGGUGGACAAUGUCACAGCAACAGCAGCAACAACAACAACAGUCGUCUUCACCUGAUUCAGCUUCUUCAUCAGAAACUUUAGGAUCACCAAUUAACACCUACGAGGGGUCAAGUUUGAAAGUUGUUCCAAGUUGGAUCUUGCCUCUCUUGGCCUUGACAUUCAUUUUUCCAUAA